Molecule: messenger RNA, 894 nt
Organism: Archocentrus centrarchus (flier cichlid)
Lineage: Eukaryota; Metazoa; Chordata; Actinopteri; Cichliformes; Cichlidae
Product: TLC domain-containing protein 2-like
Exons: 6
Coding region: 145-894 (249 amino acids)
Biological process (GO): membrane assembly; plasma membrane organization; phospholipid homeostasis
Cellular component (GO): plasma membrane
Source: RefSeq, a predicted model, not a curated record
CCGCCGACAAAGCAGCACUUGCACAACCACAGGUGGCUAUCAUUCAUGCAAAUACUGAACUCAAGUCAUUCAAACAUGAGAGCGUGUUUCCAUUGAGAUAUGCGCUGAACACUGGAGAGGUGGGCUCUGUGCUGGACUCUUGUUAUGGAUUUGAGAUCAACACUUCUGCUCACUGGAGGCUCUGCCUGCUGUUUCAAACUGCUGAACACAGUCAUCAGAAUCCUGCCAACACCACAGCCGGCACAGAGGAAAGCCUGGAAGUGGAGGAAUAUCAGCACGUCAUUAGCUCACAGCUGCCUGACAGGAGCGGGGGCUGUUUCAUGCUUCUACCUUCAGCCUCAGAUGAUGGAGGACCUGAUCUCCUUUUGCUCCCUGCGCACCCACAUUCUUGUAACCGUGUCCACAGGGUAUUUUAUCCAUGACUUCCUAGACAUGGCCUUGAACCAGCCAUUCAAACAGUCCUGGGAUCUGCUCCUUCACCACUCUUUGGUGAUCUCAUGCUUCAGUUUGGCUGCAACGUCCCGCCUCUACCUGGGUUUUGCAGUCGUGUCUCUGCUGGUAGAGAUCAACUCUGUUUUCCUUCAUCUCAGGCAGCUCCUCCUCCUCUCGGGACGGAGGAACAGGCCAGGCACCGAACUCACAGCCCCUCAGCCCUCUCUUGCCUACAGCAUCACCAGCUGGCUCAACCUGGGAACGUUUUUGGUGUUUCGCGCCUGCACGUUGGGCUGGAUGACCCGCUGGCUGGCAGGUCACAGUGAACACAUUCCUCGUUAUGUCCUGAUGAUGGGGACCACCGGCCUGAGUCUCAUCACCAUCAUGAACAUGGUGAUGUUUUAUAAAAUGUUUAAAGCAGAUAUCCUCAGCAGCAUGCGCAACACCAGAGAGAACCACUAG